UUAAGAGAAAGAGAGUCAGGGACCUAUAAACAAAAAACUUGUAGAGUUUACUUGCUUUUUAGCUUGUUAAAACAUUUAGAAUAUGAACGAAAAUUUUGACACUAUCGGAAAAUGUUUUGUUGAACAGUAUUACGACUUAUUUGACACAAAUCGAGAAGCUCUGAAGUCAUUUUAUAGAAAUGACUCAAUGCUUACGUUUGAGGGUGUACAAAUGCAAGGUGUAGAGGCAAUCGCAAAUAAAAUUAAGACGCUUCCAUUUCAAAGCGUGAAACAUGUUGUGACUACUGCUGACUUUCAACCGACUUGUGAUUAUGGAAUUAUUAUUCAUGUACUUGGUCAACUUAAGACUGACAAUGAUCCACCCCACACUUUUAGUCAAACAUUCUGUUUAAGACGAGAUCCCGCAAACAAUACCAACUAUUACUGUCUGAAUGAUAUGUUUCGACUGGCGCUGCAUCAUAUGUGAACAUAGUGGACACAAGAAAGAAGUGAAGGCUAAAAGAUCUCUUUUGUGUUAAUAAUCAAAGUACCAUAAACUAAAAGCUAUGCAAAAGAUUAUGUUUUAUGAAAUUGGAAAAUGCAUGACACCAAAUAUGCUUAAUAGAAACCAGCCAAAGCUUAUAAUGAAAUCAAACACAUCUUGGUAAAGAAAACAUGUUGAUUUAGAUUGUGUAAAAAGAUUUCUUAGAAUUUAAAAUC
Messenger RNA from Dendronephthya gigantea, 699 nucleotides. RefSeq names its product nuclear transport factor 2-like. The coding region runs from base 83 to 466 and encodes 127 amino acids. Lineage: Eukaryota; Metazoa; Cnidaria; Anthozoa; Malacalcyonacea; Nephtheidae. The transcript has 4 exons. Gene Ontology annotation, cellular component: nuclear pore central transport channel. The record is from RefSeq and is a predicted model, not a curated record. Gene Ontology annotation, biological process: protein import into nucleus.